Colias croceus (clouded yellow) is the source of this 2515-nucleotide messenger RNA. RefSeq names its product carboxyl-terminal PDZ ligand of neuronal nitric oxide synthase protein. The coding region runs from base 296 to 2356 and encodes 686 amino acids. NCBI's taxonomy places the organism in Eukaryota, Metazoa, Arthropoda, Insecta, Lepidoptera, Pieridae. Gene Ontology annotation, molecular function: nitric-oxide synthase binding. The transcript is spliced from 10 exons. The record is from RefSeq and is a predicted model, not a curated record.
GUCUCCGCACGACCGCGUGUGCCCGCUCUCGCCCGACGCUCAAAAACUUUAAACUCACUUUCCGACGCCGGGAACCUGUUCCGCCGGUAAAAAAACAACUAUUACGACACGGGAUUCACUUCUAACUCAUCUAAUGAACUUAGACUACCUAUGUAACUUUAUCGUGCUAGUGACAACUUGUUGAGAACUUUGAAAAAGUUUUAUUUUGACGAAGCGCGCUAUGGUCGGCCGCAGUUUCCGAUAAACCGGACGCAUCGCAGCGGACAUUUUCAACCCCGUGUUACAAUCAUGAGCAAUGUUUAAGCGCGGGAAAAACACACGUUACGUUCGUUUUUUUUUAAAUGCACGAACGUGGAAGCGCGUGCCCAUGAAGUUAUUCGCGAAGUGGGCUAAGAAGAAAAAUAAAGACGAUUAUGAUCCAGUCAGUGAAGAUGAGCUGGACCCGACGGAGCCACUACACCCUGACAGUGCGUUUGAGUAUGGGAUCACCUUCCAUGCAAAGUACAUUGGGACCAUGGUCGUUCCGCGCCCCACAAGCAGAGUCGAGAUCGUAUCUGCAAUGCGCAGAGUUCGGUACGAAUUCAAAGCACGUGGUAUAAAGAAGAGAAAAGUCACAGUCGACGUCUCCACAAAAGGUGUGAAGGUUACCACACGCGUAAAGAGGAAGAGCCCGAGAUUUUUGUUUUCACGCAAAAACAAAAGCAAAAAGAAAAAGAAGAAGAAGGAGAACGUUGAGAUAUUGCACCAUCCGAUAUAUCGGAUCUUCUAUGUGUCGCACGACACCAGCGACUUGAAGAUAUUCUCGUACAUAGCGAGAGACUGCCGAACAAACGCCUUCAAGUGCAGUGUCUUCAAGAGCAACAGAGAGGUUAGUGAGGAAGGCCAAGCAAUGCACAUCGUGCGCACAGUGGGGCAGGCAUUCGAGGUGUGCCAUAAGAUGCAGAUAAACAGCCCAGAGAGUGAGACGCCAUCGACGUCGUCAGCAGUAGAUGCGCCAGUCUUCUACAACCCAAGCGAGCCCAGCACAUCCAAAGCUGGUACAUCAGAGGUUGCGUCAGAGUGCGAAGCGUCCACGUCAGGGCUGAACCGCCAGGAGCGAGCCCAGGUCCACCAGCGACCCCGGACGCUGAACCUGCACAAGCCGCCGCCGCCGCCGCCAAAGAAGGAAAGCAGGAAAUUGCCUCCCCUGCCCCCGCAAAGCCCGACUUUGCCCGACCUGCCAGAGUGCAUCACAAAGGUCAAAGAGCUGCCGCCGUUGCCAGAUGACGCUACCACCCCGCUCAGCGCCCAGCACCAACUGAAGCUGCUGAAGGAGAGGCUGGAGCAGCAGUCGCAGCAGACACAGGCAGCUGUCGCGCAACUCAUGCUGUUGCGUGAUCAGCUUGCUGCAGAACAGGCGGCUCGGUGUGAGGCUCAGACCCGCACCCAUCAACUGAUAGUCCACAACAGGGAGCUCUUGGACCACAUUGCGGGCUUAGUUGAUCAUUUACAGGCGAGCGAGAAGGGAUCGCCUCGACCAAUCAACGCAGAGCGGCUCACACUUCUGCCACAGGCCAAGACCUCUGGAAACCACAAAGGGUCAAAAGCGGAAGGAUCGUGCAAUGGAAAUUCAGCAAUGAAUGAAGAUGACCUCAUCGACUUCUUUUCGAAGAGCGCUAAAGUGAGCCAGGAUUCAGAUGACGAUGAGUUUGAUCCGAAUCAAUACUGCUUGAAUCUAGAUUCGUCUGAGAAGCGUGCCGGCCCCAGCUCGGCUCCCAACUUUGGAUCAAUGUCCAACGAGCAAAUACAGUCUUAUUUGAUAUCGAAAUUCAAAGAUAUCAUGGUAGACAACGAUAGAGAUACUAAAGCUAAGGGUCAGCUCUUCUAUCAAAACACCAACGCGUUUCCGAACAUCCCACCGUUGAAAAGUCAUCUCAGCAACUCUGAUAUUUCUAGCCUGCUGAAGAACAAGACAGCUGAUGAAAUAGAAGCCAUGGCUCAAGCCAUGAGCUUUGGGAACUCGCAAAGUUCGCUGUCCGGUUCCAGCGACACAUCUAGUUCUUCUAGUUCAUCUUCCGAUUCAAGCAGCUCGGAAUUUGCGGGGCCAUUCAUAAGGCCGCUAUCCCACAGUGGGACCUUGACUGCAACUGGUCAAGACGGCCGCGUCCGUUUGAUAGUGCCCGUGAGCCCCUCUGAGAGCACUGCUGAAGUUGCUGAGCCACAGGCCGGACCCUCCGGGGCCACUCUCAGCGUUCCAGGCCCCAGUCAACUCGCUCCGGGAGCUCCGAUCACACGCUCCACCAGCGAAAAGGUCCCGAAUCGGAGCGAUCUGAUGGCGGCUCUGCGCUCGCAGUGGACAAGACACACAACCAAGUAAAAGUUCACCGUCUUGUAAAUUUGAAAAUCUUGAAAACUUUGAGUCCAGUACCUUUUAGAUAAUAAUAAUUUAUGAUUUGUUGAUUAUUGUUUGUGAAGAUUGUUUUAAUCUCUCAAUAUUGUUUAUUUUACGUUAUGGUCUAAGAUCCGAAUAUAAGUC